CACUUCCGGCCGGGUGAUGGGGGGGUGGCGGUGGUGGCCGCCGCUGCCGGAGAGAGGGAGGGCGCGCAGGAGCUGUCGCUGCCGCCGCCCCGGCGCUGGGCGCUGCGGCACCGCCACUUAGCGCUGCUGCCGCGGCGUUGAGAGCUCCCUCCGGCAGCUGGACACGAUGUCCAUGCCACCUCCACGGAGCAGCUGAUCAUGCUGUGCUCCAGAGUGGCAAGAACUCAGCAAGACAUUUCCUGGCAUUUAAAUGCCCCUCAUCUCUGGUAGGGGGUGCCUCUUGCUGGAUAUCAGAGUGCCAGAUGAAGAGACGCUAGGCUGGUGUUAGGCUACUUGACUUGUGACAAAUGAACAGAAUUCUCGGAGGUUAGGGAGAAUUUCCUGCCUUUGCCCUCAGAAGCUGCUUUGGUUAGAAGACAAAUCAGUCAAUUUUAUUGGUGGAUAGUGAAGGAUGAUGGCAGGCAAUAACCAGCUUUGCAUUCGACGUUGGACUACCAAAAACGUGGCAAGGUGGCUGAAGGAAGAAGGCUUCUGUGAAUAUGUGGAUGUUUUGUGCAAUAGACACAGGCUAGAUGGAAUUACACUGCUGACACUCACUGAAUAUGAUUUACGAUCCCCUCCUUUGGAAAUCAAAGUCCUGGGGGACAUCAAAAGGCUAAUGUUGUCCAUACGCAAACUGCAGAAGCAACACAUUGAUGUCCUGGAAGAGCUGGGUUACAACAGCGAUAGUCAUGUUGGCACAGUGUGCCCAAGUGUUGGUUCACUACAGGGUACAGAUUGGUUUUGUAAUGGUGAAGUACCUCGGGACUAUGAUGGACCGAUUACUGACUUGAAUGGUGAUCAGUAUCAAUAUGCAAAUGGAAAAAACAAACACUCUAUGCGAAGACUGGACCCAGAGUAUUGGAAGACAGUUUUAAGUUGUGUGUAUGUCUUCAUAGUGUUUGGCUUUACAUCAUUCGUUAUGGUUAUAGUACAUGAGCGAGUACCUGACAUGCAAACAUAUCCACCUCUACCGGACAUAUUUCUAGAUAGUGUUCCUAGGAUACCAUGGGCUUUUGCUAUGACUGAAGUAUGUGGCGUAAUUCUUUGCUACAUUUGGCUGUUGGUUCUUCUGCUUCACAAACACAGAUCUAUACUUCUGCGAAGACUGUGCAGCCUCAUGGGGACAGUAUUCUUACUACGCUGCAUUACAAUGUUUGUUACCUCACUCUCUGUGCCAGGCCAACACUUGCAGUGUACUGGAAAGUUGUAUGGCAAUGUUUGGGCAAAACUCCAGCGGGCAUUUGCAAUAUGGAGUGGCUUUGGAAUGACUCUGACUGGAGUACAUACGUGUGGAGAUUAUAUGUUCAGCGGCCACACUGUCGUCCUGACCAUGCUCAACUUCUUUGUCACAGAAUAUACACCAAGGAGCUGGAACUUCUUGCAUACCUUAUCCUGGGUCCUGAAUCUCUUUGGAAUCUUCUUCAUUUUGGCUGCACAUGAACAUUAUUCUAUAGAUGUCUUCAUUGCCUUUUACAUCACUACAAGACUCUUUCUGUAUUACCAUACCUUGGCUAAUACUAGAGCAUAUCAACAGAGCAGGAGAGCAAGGAUCUGGUUUCCAAUGUUUUCUUUUUUUGAAUGCAAUGUUAAUGGUACUGUUCCCAAUGAGUAUUGCUGGCCCUUUUCAAAGCCUACUAUACUGAAAAGAUUGAUUGGCUGAAGAGUGUGUGGGUCAAUUCAGAUUUUUAUGAAGUGUUGUGACUGAGAUCCUACAAGGCUAGUUGAGGGGGGGGAAUGUAAAGUGACAUUUUUUCACUCCGUGAUCUCCUCCUCCUUGUCUUGUUCCUUAGAUUCUUAGCCAUAAAAUGGGGUUCCCGUACUUCACAGGGAUGUGUUUUGUUUUCUUGUUGCUUUAAUAGAAAACAGUGCAGGGACCGGUAAAGGCUAUGAGUGAACCGUGAAUAUGAACGAGAAUACUGCUACCCUUAGUAAGGUUCUGCGUGAAUGUUUAAGUAACUGUAACCUCAAAUACGUGCUUGUACUAAAUAUAGGAUACCCUUUACAGGUCCAAAUAACCUCCAUUACCUGACAUGCCAGCCUUUACAUAUACUGACUGAAAAAUUUAGAACUUUAUGAAGAUUUUAUUUUAAAAUGGUCAUAAAUACGAUUUUUUUCAAACUCUGUGUAUGCUUAAAGAUUGAGCAGUACUGUGUCAUAAUGAGGAAAGCAGUAUAGUUCCUUGCUAAAAGAGUCUCUUAACUGUUAAAUAACAAGUCUUAAAGUAUAAUUGACAGCAUAAAUGGUCUGCGUACAGGUUGCCAAAAAUGAAGGUCUGCCUUGUGGCUGUGCAGUGAUGAUGUUUUUUUAAUGAGAGCUUAUUUAGUCUAGUCUAUCAGUUGUCUAUAUGGUUGUUCUAGCACUUGAAAGUUUUCCCUUUUGUGUUUAAAUAAAUGAGUUAAAGUAAAUGCUACAUCCAAUGAAAGUAAAGUUAAUUUAGCUUUAGUGAGUUUAAAGCCACAAAAUAACUUCUUGGUGUGGUUUUAAUUGCUUUAUACCCAAACCUGUGCAUGCUUUUUAGGAGCAGCUCUUUAACAUUGGAAAAACAGAACAGUUAUCUUCGUAUAUCUUACUGUCCCAUAAAUGGACGUGGAAAAUGCAUGUAGUAACUCUUUCAGGAAAAGUAAUACUAGUGAGUAUUGGAAAUAGUGCUCAUAUUGAUGUAUGUUUUAGCACUCUGGUGUCAACAGUAUGGUGAAUAUCUCUGGAUAUAUAUAUACACAGUAUAUUUGUUUAUAUAUAAAAACACACACAGUAUAUGUUCUAACAGAUAUGAAAAGAGACUAGUUCUUAAAUUAAGUUGCUCAUUUACUACACUGAAGAAGUACCAUUAGCAGUUGAGUUUUGGUUGUUUAAAAAAAUGAAAAAAGAAUUACAACAAAAACACUCCCAAAACCCCCAAACCAACACUCUGAGUCCAUAAUGCAUAAGCAAGGGUCACACUGUUGGUGAUCUCUUGUGCAGUGGUUUGUAAGGGGACAGUUCUAACAUUGGCUGUAGAGACUUGAAAUUAGAUUUAUGCGAGGUGAAAACUAAUAAGUAAAAGAUGAAAAUCGUAAAAAUGGUAUAGACCUUUUAAUUUGGUUACUGCAAUUUCAGAGUAGGUGGUAUAUGCAAAAGGUAGUGGAAGUCAGCCUUGGAAAGUUACUUGAAGCAUUUCCAGCUUGGUACAAGCUGACUUAAUAGCCACGAUUUACUGACAUUUACAUGGAAAAGAAUCCCUUUGUAAUUUUGCAAGACAGUUUUGUAUUUGGAGAUUUGUAACCUACUGUGGGCUACACCUUGCUGUACUGUGUUCCUUUAUAAACCUGGAUUGUACUAACUUGACUAUCUUCCGCUCCUCGUAGGAUAUUACUUUUGUAACUUAAUUUAGCUCCUGUUCCACAGAGGAAUUGUGCAUCUUAGACUAUCUCUGCCAACUGUAUAGAGCACACAUAUGUUGUACUAUUCUGCAGACUUUUAUAUUUGUAACAUUCCAAUUUUUAAGCAAAAUUGCAAGUUCAGUCUGCCAUAGCCUAAUGGCUCUUCCCAGCCAAAUUGGGGGAGUAUGCUUACACUUAAGGAAAAAAGGACAACAUUUUCUGGAAGAUUUAAAGAUUUCUCAUUUGUUCUUACCUUUCUGAUUUCAGAAAGGCAAUUUGAACAUUCCUCUUGAGGCUUUAUAAUCAAAAGAGCUCUAUUUGUUGAUUUAUAUUUGCCUUUGCAAUGCACACACAGCUAUGAACUCUAGGAAGGCAUCUGUUCUCAGGAUGUGCAGGAUUGUAUUCUGAGUUAUAACACGUGGAGAGGUAUGUGAUUAAACUUGCAAAGCUGUUGGUUCUGAAAAGGACCACGUCAGUGCUAAGUGGCAUAGCUGUAUCUAACCUAAAAAAUUAUUUUGCAACUUAGACAUGCAGGAGAAUUUUCAAGUACAGCCCAGUGUAAUAAUGUUUACAUAAAGCAAAGCUAUCAUUUCAAUACUUUUUUUUUUAAAUUAAGUUCAUGUACUUUGAAACAUAAAGCUUCUCUCUUUGUUCUAAUUUAAUUUUUCAAAUUCUGUUAAGUAAAUCCAUGUUUUAAAUCAGCAUUGCCUAUCAGUGUUAUUUAAAGGAAACUUGUUCUUUUGUGCUGUUCCUCUUGAUACUGAAUAUCUGAGUCUGAGAUAAAUAAUGUACAGAGGCUGAUUUUUGUGAGCAUUGAAGUGGGUUAGAAAAUUGUUAGGAUAAUUGUCCUCUGCUAUUUUGGAAGUUAAUUUUGUCUUUCUAUAAACGUGCAAGAGGAAGGCUUGAAAUGAUAGAAGACAAAAAAAUCUGAUUUGAUGUGCAAAAAAGCACAAGUCAUUCUGUAAAGUUGGUAAUGUAAAGUUUAUUGUUAAAUAGAUGGAAACAAGUUGCAAGUAACUGGCUGGCUUAAAAUUAUGUACCUCCUUUUUAAAAAGACAGUGUUUCAAAGGCAUUUUGCAGCAUCUCUGCUGCUAAGAAGCCUUUUUAAUUAAAGGCAGAAGAGCAUCGUUGGGCUUUGGAUUUAAUGCUAAGUAUGUUCAGGGUUGUCGUCCUCCCUUACAUUCACGCACCAGUCUUUUUGCUGUCCUUUAACUUGCUGUGUCUGUUUUGUGCAAAGUCAUCUUCUGCGGUCUGUGGGAGUGCACACAAUCUGAAUUCAGAGAAGUGAAUGAAUUGUUGUAUUAUGUCAGCAAGUGUCUAACAAGAUUAGUGCACAGAGUGCACAAGCUAAUCAAGUAGAAAAGUCUUAACAAAAUAACUCUGCGUAUACAAAAGAAGGGGAGGGUCACAUUUUUUUGGUAGCUUAAAAAAUCUAGUAAUAUUUGAGACCUGACAGUAGUCUUCAGCUCUUCCUUAUUAUCAGUUUGUGGAUAUGAAUGCACAUAUCUGAAAGCAAUAGACACGGGUAAUCUCCCCUCCUCCCCCCCCCCCCCUUUUUUGUUUCCUUUGUACAUUAUGACAGCUUCCUAGAAUAGCUUUCCUAGACUUUUUGCCUUUAGUUUUUCCUUUUCCUUCCUGGAAGAUCCCUUAAACUAAUGUGGUUUUUUUGACGUUAUACCUGCAUACAGAAAUUAGACUUUCAUAGAUGUGUGUUUUAGCAAAUUCUGAUCUCACCGACAAAAGCUUAUGGAAGGAUCUUUAAGCAAGGUUCCUCCAACUGUUCUUGAAUAAUGAUAUAGAAAACUUCCAUAUAUGUUAAUUAUCUUCGUGUCCUCUGGCAAACAAGGUAACACUUACACAAACUGUUGGUGCAGAAACGUAGAUAGGCCUAAAGUAUUUAAAUGUCCAAGAUCAGCAAGAAUUGGAUCCUGUAAGUAUUCUGCUUGUGGUGAAAAAUGAUAUGCUUAACUUUAGCAAAUCACUAAAUACUCUGACUUCAGUGAAGGUUCCUGUUUUAGUUUGAGUGUUUUCUUGGAUAAGGCCAAGCGCAUGCUGUGUGAUAUGCUGCUACCAUAAUGGGAAUAGGUAAUCCUAUUUUCCCUGAUUUUCCCUGAUUCCCCCCAUGUCUACUAUAGAAGAAAACAUUCCAGUAGAAUUUCAAAGAAAUUAAUACUUAACUGGAUUCUGAGAGCAAAAAAAUACAUCAAAAUAAAACCUUGAUAGUUGGCUGCUAUAAGAAGCAAGAAUCAGUUAAAUGAUUUGAAAAAAACAAAGUUAUUUUUUGGUGCAAGCGGGUUAAAUAAGGUUAUUUGGAAGUAUUGAAACCCUUCAAUGAGGACAAAAACAUAGGUUCCUAUAAUCUUCUUUUCUGUAUGCCUGUGUCACAUGUAGUGCCAAAAAGAGUAUUGAAGGGAAGGGGAAGUGUUGAAGUCAGACAUCAGUACAAGUCUUUUGCAAUCUCCUUGGGGUUUUUUUUAAGCAGUGCUUGCAUGCUUUAGAGCUACACUUACUCAGUACUGUUCAGCUAGUUUUUUGAUGUGCAGGAGUCCACGAGGUUUUCAAGCACCAAAACUAUUGUGGAGCUGAGUCUUAAUCAUUAAAAUACGCAUUUGAAGAAAUAGCAGAUGUCUUGGGGAAAAAAAAAAAGGGAGUAGAUAUUGUGGACCUGGAGUAUAACAAAAGAAAAGUAACCUAUAACAACUUUGAUAGUUUUUCAUCCUGUCCAUGUUGUUUCUACUGAAGAGUCGUGGAGAAUUUGAGUAAUCUACAGACAAUAUUGCUUUUUCUGGGUUUUGUGAACAAUCUACGAUACUUUUAUAAAAAGUCGACCUGUAACUACAAAAGCUAUCAUAGUCUUGUCAAGAUGGACGUAUAUUUGGCAGACAUCCUAGCAGUGAGCCAGCUUACCCUCUGGAUUAUUUUGCGCAUGUAGACUUUAUCAGUCCAGGGUUAAUUGGUAGGGCCACUGAUGAUUCAUACAGAUCACUAUUUCUGAUGUAUCUUUGACAUUGUCACUAUUCUAAUUGAAACAGUAUUUCUGGGGGAAAAAAAAAAAAGUCCUUUAGCGUGAACCUGCGGAUGUUGUCUUCAUUACAUGAAGAAAACCACCCUCUCACAACCCUUCAAACACUAUAGUAUUGUGAACACUGAAUUUCCUAUAUCGCAGUUUCCUGCAUACCUGCCACUUGUAAAGAAGUUUACAGUGAGUAUUAUGUACGUAAUUCAGUGACGUGCAGAUUUUUAAAGCCAGUUUGUAAUGGGUGUGUAAUUACUUAAGAUGAUAAAUGUGGAGCACGAUAACCUGACCUGUUGUUAGCCCAGUGACUGCAUAGCUAGAAAGACUAACUGUUACUUAGUUUUGCUCUUUUGAUUCAGUUUUGUCAAAUAAGAGAAAUUUGUCAAAUGUGAGAAACCACAAACUGCAUUGUACAUGGUACUUAACAUAAUAGGGAUGUAGAAACAUGACUUUUCACACUGAACAGUUACUUCAAUUUUGUUCCAACAGAGAAAAUAGUAUUACCUAAUGGUUAGAAGGUAUGCCAGUGAAGUUUAAAAUGAGUACUGUAAAUAAGUAAAUAUUGUUUUGAUUCUAAACUCAGAUUGAAUUAAUAUAUUGUUUUAUAUCUUUGUUGUAUUAAAACAUAUUUAAAAGUACUAAAAUAAAAUAUUUGAAA
Messenger RNA from Chroicocephalus ridibundus (black-headed gull), 7075 nucleotides. RefSeq names its product sterile alpha motif domain containing 8 (gene SAMD8). Gene Ontology annotation, molecular function: sphingomyelin synthase activity; protein binding; ceramide cholinephosphotransferase activity. The transcript has 8 exons. The coding region runs from base 452 to 1702 and encodes 416 amino acids. Lineage: Eukaryota; Metazoa; Chordata; Aves; Charadriiformes; Laridae. The record is from RefSeq and is a predicted model, not a curated record. Gene Ontology annotation, cellular component: plasma membrane; Golgi membrane; endoplasmic reticulum membrane. Gene Ontology annotation, biological process: ceramide biosynthetic process.